AUGGCUCGGUUUGGCGUGGAUGCGUUGUGGGAUGCUGACAUGUCCUCAUCUUCGGAUGGAGAAGAGGAGGAGACGGACGACAGCCCUUUCCACGAGACUAAGACCAUGGCUACGGGAGAAUGGGAUAAACUAUUGAAGGGCACGGUAUUGGAUCCCUCUACUAUUACUUCAACGGAUGGCAUUGACGAGGACAUGCUCUUUGAAGUGGGUGGGGAGGCUUCUGGAGAAGAAGAGGAGGAAGAGAAGCCGUCUAAGACUAAGGCGUCCGGAUCUCCUGUUGUGGAAGAGGUCUUCAGUGGAGGGGGCCGAGCCCAGCCAGGAGCAUUCACUGCAUAUAAGCCUACUUACUACGAUAUGGUCUCUGAUGAGGUAGCUACUACCACUACUGGAUCCUCCCUGCUUGGUCAAUGGCCAAAACUCCGACAUCCGUAUCUACAGCAGCACCUCUCUUUCCGUCCUAGCUUUGGUGUAGAUGCUCGAAUGGCAAUGCCAGUGGAGUCCACUCUUAACAGACAUCGGAUAAAGGUCCUCCCAUCAGUGCUGCCUCCUUCUCCAGAGACCGUCCCUGCCCCCUUUGUUGAACAGUGUUUCUCGGCGUUCACCUCAGUCGAAGGAUCUACUGUGGCUUUGGAACUGUACGAUCUCUAUCGCUCAUAUGAAGGCUCCCCGAAUGUGCAACGGAGGAAGAGUAUCUUUUCUCUACUCUCUGGCAUGCUGGAAGAUGAUGCUACUGAGGGGGAUGACGAUCUACGUCCCUGGUUGUCGGAGAUCAACCUACCCAUCCCUUCUGGGUCCGAUCCUCUAGAGCGAGCUUUCCAUCAGCUCUUGGCUACUAAAGUGGCAGAGGCGUCCAGAUCCUUGCAGGCAGCGGGAUACCCCCGACUGGCUCGUAUCGCUGCCAUCCUAGGCUUCGAUUCGGCAGACUGGGAGAGUGCACGAAGUGAAGGGACGGUAUCCCUUCUCAAGCAGCAGUUGGCCCAGUGGAAGUUGGACAGCCCUGGGGAGUUCAUCAAAGGGAACACUGUCACUGCGGUGUACCGACUCCUUGCAGGUGAGGUUCAUUCGGAAGAGGUCCUCAGCCGUUGCCCAACCUGGACCGCUAAGCUCGCUGCAUACUACUGUUAUGGCACUAAGGCUGACGGGAAGCGAUACUCACUCGUGGAGAGUAUCAAAGCUGUGGGCCAGGGCUCCGGUAUAGAGUGGGAGCUCUUGAGAGUUCGAGCAGGGAUCGCCACCCCCGAUAGCUUAGCCGAGUCACUACUUUGUUGCUCAACAGCUGAGCCAUUCACCGCCUUCUUAUCGUACCUCACCUAUACGACAAUCGAUGCAGAUGCAACCUUGGAGUCCCUGCCGGCAGCUCGGUUGGCAUCUGUAACGGCUCAGUGGCUGGAAAGUGUUGGUCUCUGGCAGUGGGCAGCUUUGGUGUACUGCGAGUACCUCCUGGUGCCCUCAUCGAGUGUCCAGCUGUUGGUGACUGAUCUGCUCUACCGUAAUAUGCCACGACCGUCGGACUCUUUUCGCCGCAUUGUCCUGAGCCAGCCCGUAGAUGACCAAGGCACUCCAGUGUUCUGUUCGAGAGAAGCAUUGCUUCCUCAGCCGGUGGUGGCAGCUCUCAGUGCCCUUAUGGGAGAGGAUGACCUCAACGCCUUGUUAUGGUCGGCUGCGGCUCCGAGAUUUGAACUACACACAAGAGACUCCCGUCUGGCCGGAGCAGUUUGCUACAUGAAUGCUGGCGAUUGGCGAGAAGCCGCUCGAGUGAUGGACCGUGAGUUAUUGACUGCUCUCGAGGACGUCAUCCUCGGAGGAGACUCUCCGAAUAGUCGGAUGAGUGGUAUGGUAUCGCGGCUGGCGUUCCUGGCCAGUGGUAGUACCAACAGCAGUAGUGCCGAUCCUAUGAAGGAUUGGAUACACUUUGCCAACGCUGUACUGCAAGAUGAUGAUGUACUCACAUCUACCUUCAUCGCCAAAUGCAAGGCCUGUAACCAUCUAGGAAUAGAGAAAGACGCACUCCUCCGAGAGGCAACGGUUGUGGACGGCGAAGGCACGGGCCAUGCGGAGCUGCUACAGCGGUUUACCCCGCGGCCCUUCAACCCACGCUUCGCCUACACCAGCCGGCCCUUCUUCCCUAUCUGUGCUAAGAACAUGAGGAACGGUCAUGGCCGACAGGUCCAAAAGAAAAAGAAGAAACGUGUUAGAGGACGAGGGAAAAGUCAACGCGGUAUCAAAUUGCAACACGAUCGAGGAAUGGACGUGGACCCCGAAACUUGGGAUGGCGGGAAUCGGGCAUAUUACACUAAGUUCCCCAAAUGGCCUGGAGCUAAACGGGAGAUGUCCAGCAAGUACCAGCAGCUUGAGACACUAAGUCUAGCUAGAUUAAGGAAGUUCAUCGAGUACGGUCGGCUAGACACGAGGUAUCCAAUCACUCAGCGGCACCUUUUCGAGAGCAGAUGCGUCAAACGUGUUCGGAAUGGCGUUCGGCUUUUCAACUACAACGAUUAUCCCUUCCCGUAUAAAGUCGAUAUCGAGGUUGCUAGUGUGGACCAGUCGUCUAUAGACAUGAUCAAGCGAGUUGGUGGCAGCGUCACUGUGGUGUAUAUGGAACGAGUGGCGCUACGCGCUCACAUCAAACCGUGGAAAUUCGAGGUCCUCCCCAAGACGGCUAGACCUAACUUGGCAAUGGUUCAUUACAUGGAGAAGAUGAGGGCAAGAGGGGCGAAAGUUCGAUACAUCAAGCCGUUGUGGCUGUUGGAUGAGGAACAGCGUGUUCGCGCACAACUUCGUGAGGAGAUGGCAGAAGAAGACAUCGCCAAGGAGACAAUCCCAGAGCUAAACUCAUGA
This is a messenger RNA of Perkinsus marinus ATCC 50983, 2838 nucleotides long. RefSeq lists its product as hypothetical. Gene Ontology annotation, molecular function: structural constituent of ribosome. Bases 1 to 2838 code for a protein of 945 amino acids. NCBI's taxonomy places the organism in Eukaryota, Perkinsozoa, Perkinsida, Perkinsidae. Gene Ontology annotation, biological process: translation. The record is from RefSeq and is a predicted model, not a curated record. Gene Ontology annotation, cellular component: mitochondrial large ribosomal subunit. The transcript has 26 exons.